Messenger RNA from Saccoglossus kowalevskii, 1020 nucleotides. Its product is annotated as zinc finger protein 862-like. The record is from RefSeq and is a predicted model, not a curated record. NCBI's taxonomy places the organism in Eukaryota, Metazoa, Hemichordata, Enteropneusta, Harrimaniidae.
AUGAGUAUCGUCAGGUAUUUUACCAAACCAUCGGCACCCGAGUCACCAUCGUCGGCAAACAACAAAAGACGCUUAGAUCAGACUGUAGAUAAGGUCGACAAGAGGUCAAAAAACCAACGCUAUGAUGAUUCAAAGUGCCAACGAAAGUUUUUGCCUAAAUGGAUCGAUCAGUGGCCAUGGCUACAACACAGGCAAGAUAAAAUAUUUUGUCAAGUUUGUUUGAAAUAUCCUAGUAUUGCAAAACCGUCGGGUAAGCGAAAUGCUUUUUUUGAUGGUUGCGAUAUUUUUCGCGUAGAAUCAAUACGAUCACAUGAAAGCAGCCGCCCACACUUGGAGUGCUUUGCGUAUUUUUGUAGAGACGACGUCACACAGGUCAUCGGAAGUCCCAACGAGUUGUCAUCUCCAAAUAUAAAUGCGACACCUAUCGGGCUUGCUAUGCGUAAAUUGAAUGACGACCAGCUACGACGAUACAGCAACCUUUUUAGCACAGUGUUUAUGCUUGCCAAGUAUGGGAAACCGAUGUCAGACAUGCCGAUGCAAUGUGCCCUGUUGAGGAAAGUCGGCGCAGAGAUCGGCGAUAACUACCAGAACGACAAAUCUGCUAGUGCUUUCCUAACACAUAUCGCCGCUGUCAUCAAGAAAAACAACAUCCACGAAAUUCAAGAUGCAGCUUUCUUGUCAGUAUUAGCUGACGGCAGUGCCGAUGUCAGCAUAAUCGAACAAGAAAAUAUUUUUGUUCGUUACGUUUCUAAGGGCGUACCAGUAACGACGAUGGUAAGCAUUGAAGCGCCGGCCCAUUCCCAUGCACUUGGUGUGUACGAAGCGAUCAAAGACGGCCUGAACUCUGUCAAUCUCAACAUGGAAAAUAUGACUUCGCGUGACAAGCCUGGACCUAAAUUAGUCUGUGCUAAUUUUGAUGGCGCAUCCGUCAUGCAAGGACGGAAGUCGGGAGUUGUUGCCCAUAUAUUGGAGGAGGCACCCUACGUUAUACCAGUGCACUGUAUAUUGCUCACAAGUUAG